This is a messenger RNA of Pantherophis guttatus, 1168 nucleotides long. Lineage: Eukaryota; Metazoa; Chordata; Lepidosauria; Squamata; Colubridae. The record is from RefSeq and is a predicted model, not a curated record.
CCAGCUGCUUUCUCAGCCCGGCUCGCGGGAUCCUUCAUUCAUUCAUAAAGGAAGAGGAAGAAGAGGAGGAAGAGGAGGAAGGAGGAGGAGGAGGAAGGAGAAGAGCGCAGCCGGGGUCUCCAUCUCCUGCCCGGCCGCAGCGGACUGAUCGAUCCGCGGGAUCUGUUUUUUUCCCAGACUUCGUCUCGGAAUAUUUUAUCUGCCUCUUCCCAUCGUCGGUCGCUGUGAAAUUGGACAAAAAUGAAAAGGCAUCCGGAUUUCUGCUGGGCGGUCAGUCUCCUAACCGCCCUGUGUUGCCACCCAGCGUGGGCUGAAGCCUGUGGGGACCAGGAGUAUCGGGGUGGGGACGGUCGCUGUGUCCUCUGCGAAGCCUGUCCAGCCGGAGAAGAGCCCGACAGGAAAUGCGGUUACGGUUCAGGAUUAGGAAUGGGAUGCAAACCCUGUAUAGCUGGUUUCUUCUCUUCCACCUCCGGCCUGGAAUUCUGCUCCUUGCACGCUUCUUGUGAGGCCAAGAAGAGGCUCCAUAUCCAUGUUGGAACAGCGACUGCAGAUACUUUGUGUGGCGCCUGUUUACCUGGGUACUACAGUCCAGACGGGGAGACGGACCCGAGCAGUAGCUGCCUCCCUUGCCUGUCUGCCCCCAGAGGGGCCCCCGGAUGCCAAGAAGGUUCCAGAAAACGGCCAUCUCGCCUGACCCGAAACGCCGAAGCGCACCCGAGACAUGGCGAGAAGUCUGUGCUGAACGGCACCCGGGAUGGCAAGUCGGACGAGAGUGCCACGCAGUAUGCGGUGCUGGCCAUCGUCCCCGUCUUCUGCAUUAUGGGCUUGCUUGGCAUCCUUUUCUGCAACCUGCUGAUGAAAAAGGGGUACCACUGCACGGCCCAGAAGGAGACCGACGAGGAGGCCACCAAAUUGGACAGAACCGGGAACAGUUCGGGCCAUAAGAUCGAAGACGUCAACGAGGAUACCAUCGGGGUCCUGGUGCGGCUGAUCACGGAGAAAAAAGAAAACGCAGCUGUCCUGGAGGAGAUGCUGAAGGAAUACCACAGCAAGCAGCUCUCACAGCCGAUUUACAAGCCCGUGAACAAGUAGGUCACCCACUUUCCUUCUAUCGGGGGCACCAACCUCCUUUUUUUCUAGCCUUUCAGCCCUGAGAGAGAGAGAGAGA